Aspergillus fijiensis CBS 313.89 is the source of this 1280-nucleotide messenger RNA. Its product is annotated as putative mitochondrial carrier protein. The transcript is spliced from 2 exons. Bases 179 to 1228 code for a protein of 349 amino acids. Gene Ontology annotation, molecular function: glycine transmembrane transporter activity. Gene Ontology annotation, cellular component: mitochondrion; mitochondrial inner membrane. Gene Ontology annotation, biological process: glycine import into mitochondrion. Lineage: Eukaryota; Fungi; Ascomycota; Eurotiomycetes; Eurotiales; Aspergillaceae. The record is from RefSeq and is a predicted model, not a curated record.
GUGAAUGUGACCGCUUGGAUGCGGCUUAUCUAGGACUCUCGGAAUUCUCCAUCGAUUCACACCCAGAGACCUCUCAAGUUUCCAAUGAACUGAGGCUUUGCGCAUACCAAUCACCCAACAUCCCUCUACCGCAUCGAAGGCCCUCCCCAAGACCGACCUGAGGGAGACCUCCAUAGACAUGUCGAACAAUGCCUCUUACGCGGUGACGCAGGUGAAAACAACCUCCACGCCCUCCAAGACAACCUUCCACUUCGCCGCCGGCCUCUGUUCGGGCCUCACCUCCUCCAUCCUCCUGCAGCCGGCCGACCUCCUCAAGACCCGCGUGCAGCAAUCGCAGAGCGCCUCCCUCCUCCCGACCCUCCAAGCGAUCCUCUCCUCCCCGCACCCGAUCCGCGGCCUAUGGCGCGGCACCCUCCCCUCGGCCCUGCGCACGGGCUUCGGCUCCGCCCUGUACUUCACCAGCCUGAACGCCCUCCGCCAAGGGCUGGCCCAGACCCAGAUGCCCCUCGUCCUUGCCAGUAGUCCCAGCAGCAGCAGCAGCAAUCCCACAACCAGCAAAUCCUCCUCCUCCUCCGCCCUCCCCAAGCUCUCCAACUCCGCCAACCUCGCCACCGGCGCCGCGGCCCGCGUGGCCGCGGGCUUUGUCAUGAUGCCCGUGACCGUCCUCAAGGUCCGCUACGAGUCGGACUUCUACGCCUACCGCAGCCUGCUCAGCGCGGGCCGGGACAUCGUGCGCACCGAGGGCGUGCGCGGCCUGUUCAGCGGCUUCGGCGCCACCGCCGCGCGCGACGCCCCCUACGCCGGCCUCUAUGUGCUGUUCUACGAGCAGCUGAAGCGCCAUCUGGCCGCGCUGGCGAGUAGUCGCGCUGCUGCUGCCGCCGCCGCCACCGCGGCGGAGGGACAACAGCAGCAGCCGCCGCUGCGGUCGACUUCGUCCUCGUCGAUCAAUUUUGUUUCCGGGGGGUUGGCUGCGGGUCUGGCCACGGCGAUCACGAAUCCGUUCGAUGCGGUCAAGACGCGCCUGCAGCUCAUGCCGGGCCGGUACGGCAAUAUGAUGCGGGCGGCGAGGCUAAUGGUCCGCGAGGACGGGGUGCGGAGCUUGUUCGGCGGGCUGGGGCUGCGCAUCACGAGGAAGGCCCUCAGCUCCGCGCUCGCCUGGACGGUGUACGAGGAGCUGAUCCUGCGCGCUGAGGUGCAGUGGGCCGCGCAGGGAGAAACACGCUCAUGAAUACCGUCACAAAAAUGAUACUCUAAGGAAGGGGGAAGUUCACUUCCCCCGC